Molecule: messenger RNA, 2571 nt
Organism: Dreissena polymorpha
Lineage: Eukaryota; Metazoa; Mollusca; Bivalvia; Myida; Dreissenidae
Exons: 13
Coding region: 16-1134 (372 amino acids)
Biological process (GO): homophilic cell-cell adhesion
Cellular component (GO): membrane
Molecular function (GO): calcium ion binding
Source: RefSeq, a predicted model, not a curated record
AAUCACUGCCAUCAAAUGCCCCUCAUACGCGCUAUUCGCUAUGUCGACAACAGCCCUUUCAACAUAGUAGUACAUAGCCCUACAGCAACAACAACAAGCGCGCGACAAAUAUGGCCGAUUGAGGAAAGACACGAUGAAUUUCUCGCAACUAGGAAGUACCUUGCUAGCGCCGCGUACGACGAAAGGGCUUCAGAACUCCUGCAUGUCCAUGGGAAGGUCACCAUCCCGUCCUUGCUGUCUCAUGAAGUCGGAUUGCCAGCUGGGUCAGCGAGUACGCUGAGUCAUGACGUCACCGCUGCGGUGGCUAUGACAAUCACGUGCAGUGACGGGACGGACCAAAUCACCAGCAGUUACAAUGUGGACAUUUUUGACGCGGUUCCCGUUCUGACCAAUUUUGCCGGUACUUCCGGUCCGCUUGGAGACCUAUCGCCAGUGGGCACUUCUGUUCAACAGUUCACCAUAACCGACCAGGAUGACGCCAUUUCCUGUUCCAUCAACGCUCAGGAGGUCGCAAAGUUUGGCAUAACCAAGGUGGACACCGCUACCGGAGCUCAGCGGUUCGACGUCAUGACGAUUGCCACGCUUGAUUACGACUCUGCUACGAGUUACACGAUCACCGUCACGUGUACUGACGCUAUCAACCCUGUGACGUCAUCAAGGACCAUCAACUUAGCAGAUGACAAACCCGUUUUCUCCGGACUUCCGGCUACGUUGUCGCCGGCACGUAACGACGGCUUUCAGACGGCGAUGUUACUUUGCACGUUCAGCGUCACGGACGCCAACGACCAGAUUAUUAUCACGUGCUUGAUACAGGUUAGUAACUUCGAGCUGUUUCGGGAAUUCCCGGCGCCGAUGGACAGCUUCUUCAACCUGGUUCCCGUCAAGGCGCCGACAUUUGCGAUCUGGGUCAAAGCCAGCGUGACGUUGGACUCAGCGUCAUCACUCUCCUCGUUAACGUCCAGUGCGUUGACGACAGAUCGCCCGCGAAUACCAUUACCGAAACGUUCACUGUUCCCUUACUUGACGAGGAAUUUAAAGCUGGUUCGGUGGCUGUGCGACGCCAUUGGGGAAGUUCACAACUACAGACCUGGAUACGACAUGUUCUGUGACGUCACCUGUGACAACAGUCUAUGAGAUCAGAAAAAUUGCGUCACCGACCGAUCCCUAAAAACCGGAGUUCGAAGUGUGGAUCAGAAACGCCGUUACCCAGGCGUCUAUCGACUUCAAUGACUAGGCUGUUCCGCUGCCGCUAACAAUCAAGUGCACAGACGGAAACGUUGUCAAUGACAUCACGGGGACGUUUAACGUCAUCAUCGUGGACUCGCCACCGGUUUUCACUGCACUGCCUGCUACCGGAUCUAACAUUUUCGACGGUCUCAAACACGCCACCGAAACCCUUCACACAUUCAGCGUCACCGAUAGCGACAACACCGUUACGUGCUCUGCAAGAGCGCCGGAAAACGCCCUUUUUGAAGUGGUCGCCGGCGUGGCACCAAGUAAUAAACUGGAAAAAUCAAUACCAAUUUAAUCCUCGUUCUGGGAAAACUGGGCUUAAUGCAUGUGCUUUAAAAGUGGUCUCUGAGCGGACCCAGGCUAAAAGGAUUUACAGUUAACAUAAGGAUGGGGGUUACGCUAAGAGCAGAGAACGGACCUUACGUCAUCAACGUCGACUGCUCAGAUGGCGACAAUGACGUCACUGCGACGUUCACACAACCAGUGAUGGAUACGCCGCCGACCGUUGUAUCCGGGAUCCCCUGAAGUUCCCCAACGUAUCUGACGCCACUGUCACGCAGACGUUACUCGGGAAGUUUACAACUACAGACCCAGAUACGGCGCGCUCUGUGACGUCACCAUCCACCACCGUGUAUGAGAUCAGAAAUGUGACGUCACCGGUGAAUGUUUCUCAGCCAGGAAAUCCUCCAGUAAGGAUAAGAAGUUUAUUGCGGCUGAUGUUGACACAUAUCUCUAUGAGGUUAGGGGAAACAUUGGUGAACGCUGCCUGCCCGACAACACGAAAAUGUUGGCUCUGUACAAGGUCAACCCCAACGCUGAGUGGGUCUUGAAACACAAACAACGCAUGAAAGCCGAUUAACCGCGUCUUAAAAUUGUUCGACAGAGACUGAAAUUUUGCUAGCAGAGAGAAUGGGCAAAACCUCGUAUUUAGCGGUUCUGACAAAAGCCCUCCAUCCCAUUUCUGUGUAUAGCUCUCAUUUCCAUUUAGAGCUCCAAUAACUAUUUUGAGCUCCCAUUUCUAUUUAGAGCUCACUUGUGUUUUUAGAGCCCUAAUGUCUGUUUAGAGCUCCAAUUUAUAUGUAUUGCUCCCAUUACUAUUUAAAGCUUCUUUGUUAUUGUAUGUUUUCUGCAAAGUAUUAUACAUGUAUUAUAAUUACUGAUGCUGGCCCUUUUUGACCCAUAUCCGACAGUGUUGUCUCAUUACAUUUAAUGUUAUGUGCAUCACAAAUGUUGCGCUAAGUUAUUUCUUGUGUUUGUAUACUAGAUGACUAUUAGGAAUAUGUACUAUAAUAGUAAAUAUGGCUAUACACAUGUUAUUAAAUACGUCUGAAGAUGAAA